Suhomyces tanzawaensis NRRL Y-17324 is the source of this 711-nucleotide messenger RNA. It is a transcript of the gene FMP45, whose product is annotated as Fmp45p. The coding region runs from base 1 to 711 and encodes 236 amino acids. NCBI's taxonomy places the organism in Eukaryota, Fungi, Ascomycota, Pichiomycetes, Serinales, Debaryomycetaceae. Gene Ontology annotation, biological process: cortical actin cytoskeleton organization; septin cytoskeleton organization; endocytosis. Gene Ontology annotation, cellular component: plasma membrane; membrane raft; cell cortex. The transcript has a single exon. The record is from RefSeq and is a predicted model, not a curated record.
AUGUUAAGACGUCUCAUCACUCUAAUUCCGAUCAUCUUCCUCCUCGGCUCCGCGUUGUUGCUCUUCUUCCUCAACUUGUGUGGUGCCAAUACCUCCUCGGUAUUGGGCGAGUUCUACUGGUCCCAGACGGACACUUCUGGCAUCCCCAGCGCCAACCGUGACCUCACAAGAUGGACGCUCUACAACACUUGUGGCGUGCAAAAUGGCCGCAACGUCCAGUGUGACUCCGCGGCUCCCGCCUUUCCCUACUCGCCAGUGGACAACUUUGGCGGCUCGUCCGGAUUGCCCUCGACGUUUUCCUCCAGCAGAAGCACCUUCUUCUACAGCACCAGAAUCGCCUACGCCUUCUUGUUGAUCGGGUUGGUGUUCAGCGUGGUCGCGGUGUUAUUUGUGCUCUUGUCGUGCUGCUUGUCUGGCCACAUCUCCGGGAUCCUCAGCGCUAUCGUGGUAUUGAUCUCGUUUGUGUUCACGGUCAUUGCUGCGUCGUUGUUGACAGCAGCGCAUGCCAGAGGCAAGAACGCAUUCAACAAUGCAGGCCAUUCUUCCAGGCUUGGCGUCAAGAUGUUUGCCCUCUUGUGGACCACAGUGGCGUUGCAGUUGCUUUCGUUUUUCACCUUGAUCUUCACCAGCUCCUACUCGCGCUGGUCCAAGCGCAAGCACUACGAGGAGCCCUACACUUCGGAUAAACUAAGCUCCAACUACUCAGGUUGA